Molecule: messenger RNA, 228 nt
Organism: Naegleria gruberi
Lineage: Eukaryota; Heterolobosea; Eutetramitea; Acrasida; Naegleriidae
Exons: 1
Biological process (GO): mRNA splicing, via spliceosome
Cellular component (GO): precatalytic spliceosome; U2 snRNP
Source: RefSeq, a predicted model, not a curated record
AAUCAAUUGGAAUUAUUGAAGAAUAAAUUUGUUGGAGUUGGACAUGCUGAUAUCACAAAAUUUGAAUGGGCUGUAAAUCAACAUAGAGAUAGUUAUGCAUCAUAUGUAUCACAUUACCCAAUGUUAUCAUAUUUUGCCAUGAUUGAAAAUGAAUCCGUUCAUAGAGAAAGAUAUCAAUUUAUUGAACGAAUGAUUAAACCUUGUGGAAAUAAGCCAACUAAGCAAUAA